Metarhizium acridum CQMa 102 is the source of this 1314-nucleotide messenger RNA. RefSeq lists its product as uncharacterized. Gene Ontology annotation, molecular function: transmembrane transporter activity. Lineage: Eukaryota; Fungi; Ascomycota; Sordariomycetes; Hypocreales; Clavicipitaceae. The record is from RefSeq and is a predicted model, not a curated record. Gene Ontology annotation, biological process: transmembrane transport. Gene Ontology annotation, cellular component: membrane.
AUGAAACACGGAGGUUCGUCUCCCAAGGGGGAGAAACCACCCCCCAAUCUCGCAGGAAGAAACCCGCCAACCAAGCCCGCAGACCUAGAAAGCAAAGACGCAAACGGGGCGUGCCCCGACGGCGGACUCGAGGCAUGGACAACCAUCCUCGGCUGCUGGUGCGGCCUGCUCGCCCCCAUGGGCUGGCUCAACGCCCUCGCCGUCCUGCAGGCGCGCGUCUCGCAGCACGAGCUCUCCGGCUGGCCCGAGUCGACGACGGGCUGGAUCUUCAGCACGUAUGCGUUCUUGAUGUUCUCAUGCGGCGUGCAGGUCGGACCCGUGUUCGACGCGUAUAAUGUCAAGCUGCUCAUCGUGCCGGGGAGCGUGGGCAUGGUUGUCAUGGCCAUGAUCCUCAGCAUCUGCAAGGAAUUCCACCAGUUCUUCCUGACAUUCUCCGUCCUCGGCGGGCUCUCGGCCUCGCUCCUCUUCAACCCCUGCAUCGCAACGACAGGCCAGUGGUUCAGCAAGCGCCGCGCGCUGGCGACGGGCAUCGUCUGCACGGCCGGCGGCGCAGGCGGCAUCGUCUUCCCGCUCGUCAUCCUGUACGCCGAGCCGCGCGUCGGCUUCGGCUGGUCCGUCCGCAUCAUCGGCCUCAUCUGCGCCGCCUCCUCCCUCGUCGCCUGCCGCCUCGUCAAGAAGCGCCUGCCGCACAACAAGACGGCCGGCGCCCAGAUGGACUUUGGCGCGCUGCUCGACCUCAGGUACGCCCUGGCCACGCUGGCCAUCUUCCUCGCCGAGCUGGCCGUCUUCAUCCCGUACACGUACAUCUCUUCGUACGCGCUGCACGUCGGGUUCGAGGCGCACACGGCGCUCUUGAUGAACUCGCUGCUCAACGUGGGGGCGAUUCCGGGCAGGGCCCUGCCAGGCUUCGUGGCCGAUCGCUUUGGGGCCUUCAACAGCUUCUCGGUGACGGCGGCCGCCUGCGCAACCAUUAUAUUUUCAUUGUGGUACGCCGCCGCGGGUGGUCGGAUGGCUGUGAUUUCGUUCACGGUCCUGUUUGGGUUCUGGUCCGGUGCCACGAUUGCACUUACACCCGUGUGCGUGAGCAGGGUGUGCCGGAUUGAGGAUUAUGGAAAGCGGAGCGGGACGACGUAUCUGGUUGCCAGUGUCGGCGUCCUGGUCGGCGCCCCCGUCGCUGGUGGUAUAAUCAAGGCGAGUGGCGGUUCGUAUUGCGGCAUCAUGGUCUUUUCGGGAGCGAUAUACGCCGCUUCUGCGGCCACGUUGUAUUGGGCGAGAGGGGUUGCUGCUGGUUGGGGGCCAAAGGUGAUUUUCUAG